Messenger RNA from Psylliodes chrysocephalus, 1470 nucleotides. The record is from the annotation of a GenBank genome assembly. NCBI's taxonomy places the organism in Eukaryota, Metazoa, Arthropoda, Insecta, Coleoptera, Chrysomelidae.
CGAAAGUGGUCGAGCUAGAGCAAGAGCGUAGUUAGUUAGUUCGGACGCGCAUUAUACGACGCAGUGUGUUUGUGUUUUGGAACAGUUUUGAUUACGUACGAUGGCAAGCGAAGCUGAAAGAUUAAUCGGCAUCUCUCUGACGAAAAUCGCGCAGAGCAGAUCGCAUCGUGGCGGCGUGAGUUUACACAAGAACUUACUUGUUGCGACUGUGUUACAAAAAGCACGCUAUAUAUUCAUGGAAGAAGCGUAUAACAUGGUGCAUUAUCAACCGCCUACACCUGUACAAUCCAGGAGUGUUAUAACGCAGCAACAGGACGAUUUAGUGGGGUUGACGGCCGAGGAAGCGGGGUUAGAAUCGAGUGCUUCGUCGGAAACAAUCCAAGAGUCGUCAUCGAGUGAAUAUUUACAACCGACCUGUGUGAAGUGUUCCGAAAAUCAGAAUAAAGAAAACCACCCUCCUUACAGUUCGGAACUAACGUAUUUAGACUUGGAUAAAUCCUCGAACGUGCUGAAAGAACGUAGUAAUUCGCCGUCGUUGAAACGACGUCGUGCGGUGGCGGAAUGGGAGACCGAAGAAGCCGUCCAAUCAAUCCUACCGAAGAAAAGCAAGCAAGAGGACGACAAUGACGAUUCGGUGUUUCUGGAUAACGCCACUUUACUAUCGGACAGCGUGAGUAAAGAAAUCACCGCCGAGAGGCAGCAAGAAUCAACUGGUUCGUCAAUGGAGAUUGAUCGCAUUACGUCAUUAGUGUCCAUAUUUAGUUUUAGUAUGGGAGAUGGGAAACUCAACAGGUCCAUGUCGACGCCGGAUUUGUGUUCGGCGCAAGCCAAAGACACGCCGGACAGUUUACAACAAAGACAGUUUAUAGCCAUGACUGUGUAAUUAGACUAGUUAAGUGUUUUUUAGGUCAAUUUUAUAGACUAUAUCGCAGUUGUUAUACGAUCUCUACAACGAAACCGAUUUUCUUCGCAAUCUCAAAUCUUUUAGUGAAAUUAAUUUUCCCCGUUUUUUUUUUCUUAAUUAUUCUGUCUUUGUGAUACUUAAUUUAUUAUUUUUGUGAAGAGAAUCGUCGCAAUUGCGCCAAGCCGAGACCAUUGUGAUAGUGAGAAAUGUUUGUUAACUAAAUUUUUAAAUAAUUGAAAUAAUAAGCGGAUGCAUGAGACCGUCGUGACCAUGGCAGUUUAAAAAAGUUGUCUGUCCUUUUGGGGGCCAUCUGCUCUGUGUGAAUACAUUCCAUGUUCGUUGGGUACCUACCGGAUAUGCUCUUAGGUAGUGGUUUCUUUUCUACCUGGACUUUUGUAGAGAAGGGUGGCUUCCUAUUUUUUUUUUUGAAUUGUUCAUGGUUGCUGACGCUAUAUUUGUAUAUAAUUGAAAAGUGUAUAGCUCUGUUUUAAGAGUGUUUUAUUCUUGUAUAUAUUAUUAAUAUUACGUGGUACCUAUAUGUUUAAAAUAAACAUUUUUUUAUUGAA